Cyprinodon variegatus (sheepshead minnow) is the source of this 1036-nucleotide messenger RNA. It is a transcript of the gene mrps15, whose product is annotated as mitochondrial ribosomal protein S15. The transcript is spliced from 8 exons. The record is from RefSeq and is a predicted model, not a curated record. Gene Ontology annotation, cellular component: ribosome. Lineage: Eukaryota; Metazoa; Chordata; Actinopteri; Cyprinodontiformes; Cyprinodontidae. Gene Ontology annotation, biological process: translation. Bases 113 to 874 code for a protein of 253 amino acids. Gene Ontology annotation, molecular function: structural constituent of ribosome.
CUAUGUCUACCUAAAAUGGCGGACCUCAUGUAGGGGUCGGGUGUUAUUACAUGUCAAACUUAAAGCAUCUUCAUUAGGAUUGUUUUCUGACUAUUUAUCUACAUUAUUAGCAAUGUUUUCCAGUUGUGGCCUGCGGGCGCUUCUGAAGUGUUCUGUGGGUGUUUUCCGUGAAACCUCCGCGGUGUCAGCUAGACCCUGGAGCUGCAGCCGUCUGCCUCUGUUAUCAGGACCAACAGUUAGCAAAGGAGGAUUUGCAGUUCCACAUCCAGUGAGACACUAUGCCAGGGUUGCAAAGAAGAAGAAGACUGGCCCAGAGAGCCAGCUUGGUGAUCUUCCUCCAACUAUGCUGAAGGCGGAUUAUGCAGCCGUCCCACUUGCUCAGUCGACAGAUGAUCUUGUCAAACGUCUUCUUUCAUUGGAACUGGCAAGUCAUAGAGAAAAGCUACAGCUGAAAACGCAGCAACUGAUUGCCAAAGUUCAGAGAGAUGAGAAUGACCACAAUUCAGUGGAAGUCCAGGUGGCUAUUUUGACUGCAAGAAUUCGAAACUAUCAAGAGCAUUUGCAGAAACACCACAAGGACAAAGCUAACAAGAGGCGCAUGCUUAUGGCCAUCGAUCGUAGAAAAAAGCUUCUGAAAAACCUACGUUUGGUUCGUUUUGACACCUUUGAGAAAGUGUGUGAGCAGCUUGGCAUCACCUACACCUUCCCCCCAGAGUACUACAGACGGGCCACCCGCCGCUGGCUCGCCAAGAAAGAGUUCUGCAUCAAGGUUUUCAAGGCGGUGCAGAAGCAGAAAGCAGAGCAAAAGAUGAAGCAGCAUUUAGGAACCACAGAAUCAGAGGAAGCCAAGGCAGCAGGAGCUCAAACACAAUAAAACCACCUAGUCUGAAGAACUGUCUGCUCUCAAUGUUUAGGGAAUAGGUUUCCUUGUUUGAUCUAUCCCAUUUUUUGUGUUUUCAUUCUGAUGUUCUUUAAUUUUCACUUCUGGAUUAAUCUUACAAUGAUGAAGCAUCUUGGAAAUAAAAUAUAUCAAAUG